Molecule: messenger RNA, 1434 nt
Organism: Brettanomyces nanus
Lineage: Eukaryota; Fungi; Ascomycota; Pichiomycetes; Pichiales; Pichiaceae
Exons: 1
Coding region: 1-1434 (477 amino acids)
Biological process (GO): COPI coating of Golgi vesicle
Molecular function (GO): GTPase activator activity
Source: RefSeq, a predicted model, not a curated record
AUGAGUGAAGAGGAUUUUGCUAGCAAAUAUGAGAUCAAACAGAUCUUCAGUCGGCUCCAGAAGAAAUCUAUUAACAGACAGUGUUUUGACUGUGGAGCGAAGAAUGCCACGUGGACGUCGAUCCCAUUUGGUAUCUUUGUCUGCUUGAAUUGUAGUGCCAGCCAUAGAAAGAUGGGUGUCCACAUCAGUUUUGUCAAGUCAUCUACUUUGGAUCAGAAAUGGACCUAUAAACAAUUAAGGAUGAUGAAAUGUGGUGGCAACGAUAAAUUGCGUGAGUUUUUCCAGAAGAAUGGUGGUUCUGUUUACCUUACAAGGCCGCUACAGGAGAAGUAUACCUCCAACGUUGCAAAAAAUUACAAAGAGAAGUUGGCCCAGCAUGCAGAAUUGGACGGCAAGAGGUACGCGAAUAUCUUAGAAUGGGAAGACGGUUUGUUACCGGAGGAAAAAGAUGAGCGUGCUUCCAGUACAGAUGAUUUCUUUGCCAAAUGGGAGAGCUCCUCUUCAUCAAAUACACCUUCACCUUUAGGCUCUGGAUCCAUAACGCCUGCUAAUAAAUCCAAGUCGUCUUUGGUUGAUACGGACACUGAAAAGAAGGUGGCCGGUGCUACUAGAAGAUCUUCCGGUUCUGUAUUGAAAGGUUCCUCGUUGGGUGGAAGAAAGAAAAAUAUACUAGGAAGUGGAUCUGGUCACAGAAGCAAUGCCAAAUUAAACGUUAAAAAGGUGUCUCCAGAUAUCGAUUUUGAUGCCUUUGAGAAAGAGGCCAAGGAGGAGGAGAAAGAAGCUAAGAUUUUAGGAUACAAUCCUAGCUCGGAUGACAAUAAGACUAGUAAUUCAAGAACUCUCUCCCCUAGUUCUUCUUCUUCAUCGAAUGCUACUGCGAGAGUGUCACCACUUACUCUAUCGAAAGUUGGUUCUGGUUCCGGUAUUAAUAAGGAUAGAUCGGAUUCUUUUUCGGCUUCUUCAAGCAGAGCUUCAGCCUCUUUUCAGGCCGCUCCUGUCGAAGAUACUAGACAGUCAUUUGCCAAACUUGGAUUUGGUAUGACAUCUUCUUUACAGCCUGACACGAAGCAAUCUUCUUCUGGAAGGAGAUCCCAGGGCCCGAAAUACACAGGUGAUGUCUCCAAGAGAUUUGGUGGUCAAAAGAGUAUUUCUUCGGACCAGUUCUACGGAAUCAAUUCGUACGAUGAAGAGAAGGCCAAGGAGGCUAGGACUAGGUUAAAGGCAUUUUCAGGCUCUCAAUCAAUUUCAUCAUCUCAAUAUUAUGGAGAUGAUGAAGAAGCGCAAAUGAGAGCACAAGCAGGAAACGGAGAUCUCGAACAGAAGGUGACGCAGUUUGCUGAAAAGUAUAUGGGUGAUGAUAUGGCAGUUCUUAAAGGUGCAUUGGAAGAAGGAGCUGAAAAAUUGAGUGGCUAUCUUAGAGAUGUCAUGAGAUGA